AAAGGAGCCCUCUCUAAAACAGCAGAUCUUUUCCCUCACUCAACAGCUGCAGAACCUGAAACGUGCUAUAAUUUUUUUAGUUGAAAUAUAAGCUUCCGUCUUCACCAGCUAUGACAGAAGAAAUAACAUAUGCGGAUCUGGAAUUUAAUAAAUCUUAUGCACUGGAAAAUAUCCCAAAGCCUGACGCUCCUGUGGAAAAAGGGCUCCCCUCCUCAUCCUCCACAUGGCGUCUGGCUGCCUUGACUUUCCUCAUACUGUGCUUGGCAUUGCUGCUAGGGAUGUUAGCCCUUGGGAUUGUGUUUUUUCAGGUUUCCAAUGACUUCCAGAAACAAAUUGGGAGCCUCAGGAGGAACCAGGAAACUCUGCAAACAAAUUUUUCAAAAAGAAUGCAAGAUAUGAAAGAUCAUUUGUGUCUUAAAGGAGAGGAAAAUAAUGAGAAUAAUGGACCCAGUUGUACACUGUGCCCUGCAAGCUGGCAAUGGAUGGGAGGUGACACCUGCUUCUACAUAUCAAUGCAGAAGAGGUCAUGGGAAGAGAGCCAGAGGUUCUGCUCCUUACAGAAUUCCACCCUUCUCAUGCUAAAACACAGACAUAAGCUGAACCAUGUACUUCCAAGAGAGAAUACACAAUAUUACUGGAUUGGUUUACAUAAAUCUGGAGAGAACAGCUGGUAUUGGACGGAUGGCUCAGCUGUUUUGACACAGAAAGUAGAUUGGAUUGACUUGUAUUCAUCCUCUAAUUGUGGAUACCUAUACAGAGAAAAAAUUUACAGUUACUACUGCACAGAGAAGUACUUCUGUAUCUGUGAGAAAGCAGCUGUCAAACUAAGGGUUCAAUGAUGAAAAUCAAGAAACAUUAACUGGAAAGAUUCUUAGAAAUGCGUGAGGUAGAGCGUAACGUGAGCUGACAGUCCCCAGAUCCAUUCAGCUAGGUUUGCAGGAUUCUCACUGAAAGGCUCUCCUCUCUGAAAUGUACUGCCUCGCAGAUCCAGCCGAGGACUCCUCUGCACAGACAUUGCACUGGUGUAUCUGGGGCAGAGUCGGCCAAUGUGGUGUCUCGCUGUUAAACGUUGGGGUGGGUCUUAAAUGUAGAUUUUAGUUCAGUUGAAUUUUGUACUAUUUGUAUUGUACUCUUUUUAAAAUGUUGCAUGCUUUAUCUCCUGUGUUAUUUUUAUACUACUGCAUGUGGAUCAAUCAGUUUAAGGGCCUUUUCUGUAUAGUACAUGUGCUUUGAUCUUUGAUCAGGUGUCAUUUAAAAAUUUGAAUAAAAGUAGUAUCUUUUA
Messenger RNA from Caretta caretta (loggerhead turtle), 1282 nucleotides. Its product is annotated as C-type lectin domain family 12 member B. Gene Ontology annotation, molecular function: transmembrane signaling receptor activity. The record is from RefSeq and is a predicted model, not a curated record. Gene Ontology annotation, cellular component: plasma membrane. Lineage: Eukaryota; Metazoa; Chordata; Testudines; Cheloniidae. Gene Ontology annotation, biological process: signal transduction.